GUCUCAUGUCACGGGCGGGCCGGUUAGCGCCCAGCUGCGAACGGCCGUUGGAGGAAUUUUCGGUGAAGUGCUGGUACCGGGACGGCCAGUGGACGCUGCUCCAUCAUCAUGGCGGCAGGACCUUGUCGUAAAAAUUACUGCUGUCUCAAAAUAGGAAGCGGUCGAUGCCAUUCCCCCGCCUGUUAAAUAGACCCCUUUCCCUAGGCCGCCCCUCUCAGAGCAGCUGUAUGUAUCAUCACUAUUUAUUAUGAAUUGAAAACCGCGGAGGAAGGGAUCUGUUCUUGUGAGGACAAGCCGCAUCAACCUGCUGUAAAUCUUGCAACGCUGGCAGCAAACGGAUAAAGUCGUCUCACCUAAUCCAGUCUCGGAGGAAUCGCCUCGUUUUGUUAUCUCCUUAAAGCCAGUUUACCGCGUAGCGCCUAAUCCACUGCAAUGUUUUGUUUUGGGGGAGGAUGGGAGAAAGACGUCCCCUGCGUUGUGACUGGGGUGUUAACUGACAAGAGUUGAGUGAUGUACCCACGCUUUUAUUUGGCAACAAUACGACUUGAGCAAUUGUCAUUAAAAAAAUGAAGAAAAUACUCCGUUUUGCAAAGAAAAAGAGAAAAUUUUCGCCCAACACCUCAGACACUGCGAGUGUGGCAUCAGUAGGAUAUGAGCUGAGGGAGAAGGAUUUGGGAAAGCUGCAUAAAGCCGCUUCUACCGGAGACUUAACUAAGCUUCGACAACUCAUUAAGAAAAAUGAUGUAAAUCAACUGGAUAAAGAAAACAGGGCACCAUUGCAUCUUGCAUGUGCAAGUGGGCAAGUAGAGGCAGUUACUUUCCUUGUGGAACACAAGUCAAAACUAAAUAUCUGUGACAAUGAUAACCGUUCCCCUUUGAUGAAGGCAGUACAGUGCCAACAAGAACGUUGUGCAGUCAUCUUACUGGACCAUAAUGCUGAUCCUAACCUGGUUGACAUUAAUGGAAAUACUGCCCUGCAUCUUGCUGCUCUGAUCCCCAACACCUCUUUGAUAAUGCAUUUGAUUGAGCGAGAAGCGCACAUGAAUGCUCGAAAUAAGGAUGGUUACACACCUUUGGUGUUGGCUGUUAUUGAAAAUCAUCAAGAAAUAGUAGAACUCUUGCUUAAGGAAGGUGCAGAUGUCAAUGCCAAGGACAAAACUGGGAGAACUGCCUUGAUGAUUGCUGCGAGUAAUGGACAAAUUAGUUUGGUUAAGUUACUUCUACAUUAUGAUGCAGAUGUUUCUUUAAAAGAAGAUAAAGGAUGGACAGCUGAAGAUCAUGCAAUGAUGAAUGGACACCAUGCUUGUUCACACUUAAUAUCUGAAUGUGAUACCAAAAAGAAACUUCAUCAGUCACCGUACUAUGGACCAAGCAAAAUGAAAGGGAACCAUGCUGCUGAAACCGGUUUUGCACUUGGAGGCCCAGCCAUAGACAAAGAAGAGUUUCAGGAGUCUCCUGAACAGAAGUGGCGAACCAGUGAUUCUGAGAAAGGCUUAACCUGAGCAUGUUGCUGUGACCAAAGACUGUUACUUCGCUGGUAAUUCAGAGUCAGGAAUAAUUAUCUAGAGGGAAGAGUUCAAACCCCACAAAGAAAACUGAG
Messenger RNA from Rhincodon typus (whale shark), 1600 nucleotides. RefSeq names its product ankyrin repeat domain-containing protein 7-like. Bases 567 to 1502 code for a protein of 311 amino acids. Gene Ontology annotation, molecular function: protein binding. Lineage: Eukaryota; Metazoa; Chordata; Chondrichthyes; Orectolobiformes; Rhincodontidae. The record is from RefSeq and is a predicted model, not a curated record. The transcript has 8 exons.